AAAAAACAAGCAAUAUGGAUCCGUUCACAGAGAAACUUCUAGAAAGAACUCGAGCCCGCCGAGAAAAUCUCCAGAAGAAAAUGGCAGAUAGAUCCUCAGCAGCUGCAAGACCAGUUGCAAAAAGAACCAGGGAACCUCUUGCAGAAACAAACAAACAACCACUGCAGCCUGCAGAGGAGGUACAACCUUCCACCAAACCAUCUCCAUCAAAAAAAAGAUGUUCAGACAACAAAGAAGCUUCUGCCUUUGGUGUAGAGAACAGGCUACCCAUAUCCCCUGAUCCUUUGCCUGAACCAUCUGAAACGGCUCGUAUACCACCAGAAGCUCCUGUAAGCAGUGUUUCAACAAUAACAAAGUCUGUCGCAGCCACUGACAAGAAGGGAGAUACCGAUGUGAAAUGUACAAGUCCUGCAAGAACUUCAGUGAAAUCCCGCUUGCAGAAACUGGCAGAACAGCGACGAUACUUGGACAAUGAUGAGCCUACUUUGGAAAGCGCACACCUUUCACCUGUGCAGUCUCAAAAGAAAGUACCCUCGCCUCCUAGGCAGACAGCCGUUGCUGUAUCAUCUGAGACUCCAGUGGGAAGAAAAGGCAGAUUAGCAAACCUUGCUGCCACAAUUGGCUCGUGGGAAGAUGACCUAAGUCACCCAUCUGUAAAGAGAAACAAUGCACAAGAACAGCCUGGCACCACUUGUUUAUCAAAACAGUCCACUACAAAUGGAGCAUCUGCUUGUGCUAGCAGCAGCAGCAGCAAUGUAAAGCCACACACUACAUCCUAUUUUCAAAAGACUGCUGAAGCCCCAGUGAAUAAGCCAAUCAUUUCUGCUCAACAGGGUUCAGUGCAUUUGCCGGUUAAGUCAACCCAAGAUUUUCCACCAAGUCCCAAGAAAACCGAAAUACCAAAACUACAGUCACAGUCGGGGAGACAAAUUCCUUCCAGUCCCCAGAAAACAGAGAUAUCCAAACCACUGGCUACACUACAGUCAGGGCGAAAUAUUGCACACAGCCCUCAGAAAAACGAGGCACCCAAAGCACAGUCUCCAUUUCAGUUAGGAAGAGUACUAUCUCCCAGUCCUAAGAAAACAACUGAGGUACAGGCACUGCAGUCAACCAAAGUAGCUUCAACACUCCUCCAGUCAAGAGAACAGUUAACCAAAGAAACUCAUGUUCAGCAACAGGAGAAGGAUACAUCAUCUACACCAGGUGGAACAGGCAUUAAAUCUUUCCUUGAACGUUUUGGAGAACGUUGCCAGGAGCGCACAACCCAGAGUCCUCCAAGUAGCUUGGGACAAAGAACAGCCACUGUCACACCAAAUACAAAGACUGUCCAGGAAAGGUUAUUGAAAGCAAAGCAAUUAACAACUACUACAGCUGAUCUAACUCAAAAGCAGAGACAGGAGCGUGAAAACGAACUUGCGUCAAUUCGUAAUCGUUUCCAGAAGGGUAACAUGUGGACUUGUGACAAGAAAGAUGAAAGCUCAGAUACGAAGCCGCUGCAAACUAACAAGGAUGCUUCUGAAACACAAGAGGUUCAAUAUUCUGAGCCCCAGCAGAUACAAUCUUUUUCUGCAAAAGGCAAUGAAUAUGAGGGUUCAUAUUUAAAAUCUUCAGGAUCAAGUUCUCCAGGUAUUACAAGCAUCCUUAAAGAAACAAAGCUGGCAGCCAGUCCUGUAAAAUCCAAACCUUUGAUAAAAGUGACUUUCUCAUCAGAAGAAAUUAAAUCUACAGAACUUCUAUCAAGAACAGAUGGAAAGCAAGAUGCUCAUAACUGUAAAUAUGAAGUGGUGCGUGAAAUUGAGUUGAAUGUGGAUGAAGAAGAGAUCAACAGUUCAGGAGUCAUUGAUGAUCUGUUUGAUGGUGUCCUGGAGGAGGAGCAAGAACAAAGUAAGAAGAGCCCAAAAAGAGAAACGCAGUCGUUUGAACAGGAGGAGGAUGAAGAGGAUAAUGACGAACUAAAUAUUUCCUCAAUGUCACUUCUCACACCCUUAGCUGAGACUGUAAAUGCAGUAGUGACAAGUCCAGAGAUUUCGACUCCAACCAGUACAGCUUUUGACCUUAGUGAACCUCCUGAUGCAAACAGACCCACACGAUUCCAGAGGGCUCGAGUGCCGUAUGCAGAGUCUGCUGACAGCAUUGAAUUGGCUGGAGAUGACCUGUUGUACAGUAUUGAUGCUUAUAGAUCAAUAAGAUUUAAGGAAACUGAACGUCCACAAGUUAAACAAGUGAUUGUUCGUAAAGAGGAUGUUUACCAAAAACUAGAAGAGAAGAGAAAUACUGGCCAAGUGAAUAUAAAACAAAAAAUGAAGAUUCUGAAUGAUGAGAUAAAUAUGCAACAGACUGUGAUUCAUCAGGCCAGCCAGGCAUUAAACUGCUGCACAGAUGUAGAGCAUGGGAAAGGGUCCCAAGUGGAGGCUGAAGCUGAGAGGUUGCUUCUUGUUGCCACUGAGAGAAGAGUGGCUCUGCUUGCAGAGAUGAAUAAACUUAAGAAAGAGGGACCUUCUGGUCAAAAGGCCUCAAGCACAGUUAAAGCACAAGACAGCUCUGCUUCCAAAGGGUCAGUGGCACUGUCAGAGAUACGUCUGCCUCUGAAAGCUGAUUUCAUUUGCUCUGCUGCCAACAAGCCAGAUGCAGAAAACUAUUAUUUCUUCAUAAUGAUCAGAGCUGGAGCCGAAAACACAGUUGCUACACCAUUAUCCAGUACCCAAAAUGCAUUGUGUGGAGAUGCCCUGUCAUUCCCGACCAAGUUUACAUUACCAGAUGUGUCAAGUGACUUUGAAAUAGAUAUGGAAGUUUACAGUUUGGUACAAAGGCAGGACAUACCUGCUGACAAGAGGAGAAAAGGCAACAAAUCAAAGGCUAUUACACCAAAGCGACUACUUACUUCACUUACUAAGGGUAACCUUCAAACACCAGUUCUGGCCAGUCCUGGAGGCCCCAAUGCAGUUCGUACCAGUCAUUUUGCAUUGGUUGGAUCACACAAACUAACUCUGUCCUCAGUUGGGAAAAAUAAAUUUACACUGGAUAAGGUUCAAUUUUUGUCUCCUCUGGAAGGCCAUAUUUAUCUGAAACUUCAAUGUCAGGUUGGAUCGUCAAUUGAAGAACGAGGAUUUUUGACAAUGUUUGAAGAUGUAAGUGGAUUUGGAGCUUGGCAUAGACGAUGGUGUGUACUCUCAGAAUAUUGCAUCUCGUACUGGACCUACCCAGAUGAUGAAAAGCGCAAGAACCCAAUUGGUCGGAUAAACCUUUCUAAUUGUACAAGCAGGAAGAUUGGUCCAGCAAACCGGGAAUUCUGUGCUCGCCCCAAUACGUUUGAAUUAAUUGCAGUCAGACCUCAGCGAGAAGAUGACAGAGAAACACUGGUUAGCCAGUGUAUGAACACAAUGUGGGUUACCAAAAACUGGCUGUCUGCAGACACAAAGGAAGAACGUAACCUAUGGAUGCAGAAACUGAAUCAAGUUUUAAUUGACCUGCGCAUGUGGCAACCUGAUGCUUGUUAUAGGCCUAUUUAAGGAAUAAGCAGAUGUUUUUUAUACCAUAAAUACCAUUGAAACAAAAUGUUGUGUUCUGUAACUUUAGAACAUCACAAAUGCUCAAUCUCAUGAGCCAUUUCAUUACCAUAUUGUAUCUUUAAAGUAAUCACAGUGAAACCUUAUAAACAAGUAAUCUGGUGUUAAACAGUAAUUAGUACUCCAGGUUGUUCCUCUAGAUUUCCCCCUAAGGUUUUUGCUGUUUUUAUGAAGGGAUCAGUGUCUUGAACUUUAGUUUGUCUGAUUUAUUUUGUUGCAGCAUUCUAUUGACUCAUAUUGAUUGAGUUCAAGUGUUACCCAUAGUCAUACGUGCAUCACAUGAGCUGCAGUACUGCUCAGGCGUGAUUUGCCACCUAAAACUGAUCGGGACGACAACGGGCGUACCAUAAAGUAAUAAAUACAUUUUUUUAAUGUCUUAAGUAUUUUAUUCUUUAUACAUUGUCUAAUUGUAUAAUACAUUGAUACUAGUGAUGCAAUACCACUGUAUUGCGCUUCUGUCACAGUUAAAAAAAAAAAAAAAAACCUGUAUCUGUAAUAAUGGUAUGUUUGGCUGCACAAAUCAUCAGUUUAGUUUUUACUGAAAAUCAAUUGGAUGUCAAACAUCUGAAAGAUUUGAUUAAAAAAAAAAAAAAAAAAAAAAAAAACUUAACUGAUCAUAUCCGACUUGCAUCCCUAGUUUGACUGUUAGAAAAUUAUAUUGCACGUGUCAUAUAAAGCUUAGAAAAGUUUAAACCCUGCAUAGUUUCAAAUGUUCACUGAAAGUUGCUGAACUUAAGAGCAUGUUUUUCCAUUGUAAUCUCUGAGCUCUUGCUCUCAGCUAUACUUAUUGUGGUGCUGUAAAGUAGUAGGCCUAGGUACCCUGAAGCACACCAAGGUGUUGUAUCUGUAUGUUCUGUACAUCGACCUUAAAUAUUUUUCUUGAUAAAUAUGGAUUAAGUACUUA
This is a messenger RNA of Polyodon spathula (Mississippi paddlefish), 4470 nucleotides long. It is a transcript of the gene anln, whose product is annotated as anillin, actin binding protein. NCBI's taxonomy places the organism in Eukaryota, Metazoa, Chordata, Actinopteri, Acipenseriformes, Polyodontidae. Gene Ontology annotation, biological process: septin ring organization; mitotic cytokinesis; actomyosin contractile ring assembly. The record is from RefSeq and is a predicted model, not a curated record. The coding region runs from base 15 to 3509 and encodes 1164 amino acids. The transcript has 24 exons. Gene Ontology annotation, cellular component: actomyosin contractile ring.